CAUGAGAUCCAAGUGUUGAUCUCCACCCUAAAGAAAAAGAAACCAGUGCUCCGCCCUUCCUGUUAGAGAAAUUGGACUUUAUGUGCCUCAGUUUAAAUCCAGCACAGAGCACCGAUAAAUCAAAAAAAAAAAAAAAAAAAAAAACGAAGUUGCGAAAAAACAUUGACCUUGUUUGGAGCAGGCAUUCACCGAUAUAAACAAGAUGGGCUGUAAGGUGCUGUGUCCCAGUAUUGUUCUCCUUGCUUAUCUUAUGAUCUGUGAACAUGUCCGAGGGGAAUGUACACAGCCUUCUUUUGAAGCAAGAAAUGUCAUUUUAUCAGCAAACGAUCUCUCGACUCAAAAUUUCUCAGAAGGAUCCAGUGUAACAUUUGAUUGUCAGAUUGGACACAAGCCAGUUGACUCAACAGCAUCUAGAUCAGUUACCUGUGAGGGAAACCAGUGGACAAGUCUGGGACUCAGUUGCACAAGAAAACCCUGUGGAAGUCUUCCUGAUUUCCUUUAUGGGAGAUAUGAAAUGACUGGGAUUUUAUUUGGCGACACGGCUAAACCGGUUUGUGACCAAGGAUACAUGUUAGCGGGUAGAGAAACAACGAGAACAUGCCGAAAUCAGGGAUGGGAUGGCCGAGAUCCUCUCUGUGAAUCGGUGAAAUGUUCAGCACCUCCAGCCAUAGAAAAUGGGCAACUCCAAGAUGUGCCUUUGGAAAGUUACGAAUAUUUAGAUGCAGUCUCCUAUAGAUGUAACGGAGGAUUAACUCUUAUAGGACAAUCAACACUUCAUUGUUCUGAGGAUGGAACCUUUAAACCAGAUCCACCAAAAUGUUUUGAUGGGUGUCCAGCACCUAAAAUUCCUAAUGCAAAAAGAGUUGGUGGAAAAUCAGCACCCUACAAACAGGGUAACUUUAUAGAAUACAAAUGUGAAGACGGCUAUACACUGAAAGGAGAUGCUUAUAUUGUGUGUAGAGGAAAUGGAUGGAGCCCUGAACCACCACAAUGCAUCGGGGAAUGUACACAGCCUUCUUUUGAAUCAAGAAAUGUCAUUUUAUCAGCAAACGAUCUCUCGACACAAAUAUUCCCAGAUGGAUCCAGUGUAACAUUUGAGUGUGUGAUUGGACACAUGCCAGUUGACUCAACAGCAUCUAGAUCAGUUACCUGUGAGGGAAACCAGUGGACAAGUCUGGGACUCAGUUGCACAAAAAAAUCCUGUGGAAUUCUUCCUGAUAUACUUAAUGGGAGAUAUGAAAUGACUGGGAUUUCAUUUGGUGACACGGCUAAACCAGUUUGUGACAAAGGAUACGUGUUAGCGGGUAGAGAAACAAGAAGAACAUGCCGAAAUCAGGGAUGGGAUGGCCGAGAUCCUCUCUGUGAACUGGUGAAAUGUUCAGCACCUCCAGUCAUAGAACAUGGGCAACUCAAAGAUGUGCCUUUGGAAAGUUACGAUUAUUUAGAUGCAGUCUCCUAUAGCUGUAACAGAGGAUUUACUCUUAUAGGACAAUCAACACUUCAUUGUUCUGAGGAUGGAACCUUUAAACCAGAUCCACCAAAAUGUUUUGAUGGGUGUCCAGCACCUAAAAUUCCUAAUGCAAAAAGAGUUGGUGGAAAAUCACCACCCUACAAACAGGGUAACUUUAUAGAAUACAAAUGUGAAGACGGCUAUACACUGAAAGGAGAUGCUUAUAUUGUGUGUAGAGGAAAUGGAUGGAGCCCUGAACCACCACAAUGCAUCGGGGAAUGUACACAGCCUUCUUUUGAAUCAAGAAAUGUCAUUUUAUCAGCAAACGAUCUCUCGACACAAAUAUUCCCAGAUGGAUCCAGUGUAACAUUUGAGUGUGUGAUUGGACACAUGCCAGUUGACUCAACAGCAUCUAGAUCAGUUACCUGUGAGGGAAACCAGUGGACAAGUCUGGGACUCAGUUGCACAAGAAAAUCCUGUGGAAGUCUUCCUAAUUUCCUUUAUGGGAGAUAUGAAAUGACUGGGAUUUCAUUUGGUGACACGGCUAAACCAGUUUGUGACAAAGGAUACGUGUUAGCGGGUAGAGAAACAAGAAGAACAUGCCGAAAUCAGGGAUGGGAUGGCCGAGAUCCUCUCUGUGAACUGGUGAAAUGUUCAGCACCUCCAGUCAUAGAACAUGGGCAACUCAAAGAUGUGCCUUUGGAAAGUUACGAUUAUUUAGAUGCAGUCUCCUAUAGCUGUAACAGAGGAUUUACUCUUAUAGGACAAUCAACACUUCAUUGUUCUGAGGAUGGAACCUUUAAACCAGAUCCACCAAAAUGUUUUGAUGGGUGUCCAGCACCUAAAAUUCCUAAUGCAAAAAGAGUUGGUGGAAAAUCACCACCCUACAAACAGGGUAACUUUAUAGAAUACAAAUGUGAAGACGGCUAUACACUGAAAGGAGAUGCUUAUAUUGUGUGUAGAGGAAAUGGAUGGAGCCCUGAACCACCACAAUGCAUCGGGGAAUGUACACAGCCUUCUUUUGAAUCAAGAAAUGUCAUUUUAUCAGCAAACGAUCUCUCGACACAAAUAUUCCCAGAUGGAUCCAGUGUAACAUUUGAGUGUGUGAUUGGACACAUGCCAGUUGACUCAACAGCAUCUAGAUCAGUUACCUGUGAGGGAAACCAGUGGACAAGUCUGGGACUCAGUUGCACAAGAAAAUCCUGUGGAAGUCUUCCUAAUUUCCUUUAUGGGAGAUAUGAAAUGACUGGGAUUUCAUUUGGUGACACGGCUAAACCAGUUUGUGACAAAGGAUACGUGUUAGCGGGUAGAGAAAUAACAAGAACAUGCCGAAAUCAGGGAUGGGAUGGCCGAGAUCCUCUCUGUGAACUGGUGAAAUGUUCAGCACCUCCAGUCAUAGAACAUGGGCAACUCAAAGAUGUGCCUUUGGAAAGUUACGAUUAUUUAGAUGCAGUCUCCUAUAGCUGUAACAGAGGAUUUACUCUUAUAGGACAAUCAACACUUCAUUGUUCUGAGGAUGGAACCUUUAAACCAGAUCCACCAAAAUGUUUUGAUGGGUGUCCAGCACCUAAAAUUCCUAAUGCAAAAAGAGUUGGUGGAAAAUCACCACCCUACAAACAGGGUAACUUUAUAGAAUACAAAUGUGAAGACGGCUAUACACUGAAAGGAGAUGCUUAUAUUGUGUGUAGAGGAAAUGGAUGGAGCCCUGAACCACCACAAUGCAUCGGGGAAUGUACACAGCCUUCUUUUGAAUCAAGAAAUGUCAUUUUAUCAGCAAACGAUCUCUCGACACAAAUAUUCCCAGAUGGAUCCAGUGUAACAUUUGAGUGUGUGAUUGGACACAUGCCAGUUGACUCAACAGCAUCUAGAUCAGUUACCUGUGAGGGAAACCAGUGGACAAGUCUGGGACUCAGUUGCACAAAAAAAUCCUGUGGAAUUCUUCCUGAUAUACUUAAUGGGAGAUAUGAAAUGACUGGGAUUUCAUUUGGUGACACGGCUAAACCAGUUUGUGACAAAGGAUACGUGUUAGCGGGUAGAGAAACAACAAGAACAUGCCGAGAUCAGGGAUGGGAUGGCCGAGAUCCUCUCUGUGAAGUGGUGAAAUGUUCAGCACCUCCAGUCAUAGAACAUGGGCAACUCAAAGAUGUGCCUUUGGAAAGUUACGAUUAUUUAGAUGCAGUCUCCUAUAGCUGUAACGCAGGAUUUACUCUUAUAGGACAAUCAACACUUCAUUGUUCCAAGGAUGGAACCUUUAAACCAGAUCCACCAAAAUGUUUUGCCCCACCUACGACUACUCCUGUGAUUUCCACAACAUCCAAGCCUUCUAAAUAGAAUCUGCGUUGUUCCACAAUCAGUACCACUGUUGCUCUGAAACAGAUCUGUCUUCACAGAAGACAGGUUGAUUUCACUUUUAUAAAGUACUUGCUUGUCAUUUCUAUCUUAAUUUUCAACACUCUUGAUACAGUGACCACUCUUCUGUUAAUGAUGUUGCUGUUCCUCUUCUUAAGAAUGACUGAAGAUUCACACCAAAAGAAGUGCACUGAUUGUCCCAUACCUCACUGGUUUGGUUGAGAGCAGUGCUGUAAUUUAUUUAAUUUUCUCUUGCCAAAUUGCAGUCAUGUAAAUUAUCUGUGGUGUACUGUAGUUCAGCUAAUAUUUUCAAACAUUUUCGUUAAAUUUGUCAGGUAAUUCAAUUUAAACUGCAAAAUAUUUCCCCAAAAUAAUUUGUUUCAAAUAUUUGAUCAUACUGUUUUAUUGUAGCAAGUAGCUGUUGUUUGGAAUAAUGGUUUUGAAUCACCACUUUGACAUGCAAAAAAAAAAUUUUUUAAAAAAUGUAUAUAUGAAUCCACAUCUUGCAAUUGUGUAUUUCACUGAGAUCUGUAGGUGCUUGGAUGGUCUCAAAAUAAAAGCUCCAUGGUCA
This is a messenger RNA of Carassius auratus (goldfish), 4370 nucleotides long. Its product is annotated as complement factor H. Bases 203 to 3781 code for a protein of 1192 amino acids. The transcript has 28 exons. The record is from RefSeq and is a predicted model, not a curated record. Lineage: Eukaryota; Metazoa; Chordata; Actinopteri; Cypriniformes; Cyprinidae.